Messenger RNA from Candidula unifasciata, 3080 nucleotides. NCBI's taxonomy places the organism in Eukaryota, Metazoa, Mollusca, Gastropoda, Stylommatophora, Geomitridae. The record is from the annotation of a GenBank genome assembly.
AGAAAAUCCCGGCAGACGCCACAUUUCUGGGCACCCAGUACUUGUCCUACAAUUUGUCUAGCAAGGGUGACGUCAUGGCCAGCAACCAGGACCAAAUUAUGUUUGACUUCCGGACCAAACAGGCUAGCAGUUUGCUGUUUUAUACAGGAAACGGUAAGGAUUACAUCACUGUUGGCCUACUAGAUGGGGGCAUAUUCUUGUCUGUCAACCUGGGGUCAGGCCUGUUCGAAGAUGAAAUCCGACCUAGCCACACCCGCUUUGACGACAAUCGCUGGCAUCAAGUGGUCAUUCGCAGGGAAGCCAAAGAGCUGACUAGGGACGAGGGCGUCUGCUAUAUUAACAUAGAUGUAGACGGCAUGUACCGAAAACAAGGAAGUACAUCAGGCAAGUUUGUGCGGCUGUCCAGCAAUGUCAUGUACAUCGCCGGAAGCCCUCAGACGUCAAAGCUGGCGGGGUCAAAGGUCGGAAACAAUUUCAAAGGAUGCAUGAGAAAAGUCAGAUACCAGGCAGACAGUAUCAGACUAGACCUGACCGAACUGGCGCGGAAAGAACAUGGAUUACUGGACGUGGUCGGCGAUGUCAUCUUUGACAAGUGUCGGGAGCUGGUGGAGUCUCAACCUGUCACCUUUACAACACAGGAAUCCUACCUCACUGUUCCUACCUGGGACAGAACCAGCUCAAAAGGAUCUUUAGCAUUCCAGUUUAGGACCGUGGAGUCUGGUGGUCUCAUGAUGUACAGCAAUGGUGAUAAAUACAGCAGAGAUUUUUUUGCACUGGAACUGUUAGAUAAUCAUUUGCACCUUAUCAUUGACAUGGGGUCAGGGAUUCUGAAGGUACAGGCGAGCAAACUCCCAGUGACAGACGGCAACCCUCAUGAUGUCUACUUUGAGUAUACAGACAACAAAGGAUACAUCUCCAUCGACGGACAGAAGGAACCCUUCUCCUCGCUGCGAGUGUCAGACAGACUUGACCUCCACGGCCACCUGUAUGUGGGAGGUUUAGGUCCAGAGAUCAACGUCUCCAGUCUGCCCAGAGAGCUGUGGGCCGCCAUGCUGGGCCUGUCCUAUGUUGGCUGCCUUCAGGAUCUGGUUCUCAAUGGCAAUCAAGUGGAUCUUGUCGAGGCCACCAAACAACAAAACAAGACAGAUGUGGUUGGAUACUGUAGAAAGCUAGAGCGUCAGUGUUUGAGCCUUCCUUGCAACCACAAUGGACGAUGUAUAGAAGGCUGGAACCGCUUCACUUGCGACUGUCGAGCUACAGGAUACGUUGGCAGCGUCUGUCAGACAGCUGCGGUGACUCUGAGAUUUGACGGAACACAGUUUAUGAAGGUUACCAUGGCUACAGAGUCGGUUACACAAGCAGAGGACAUCUCACUGAGGUUUCGAACCAUGCAUCCAAAUGGACUUCUCUUCCUAACGGCGGGCGAGAAAGGCGAUGGGAUGGAGUUGUAUCUGGAGGGAGGGGUGCUCUAUUUGUCCGUUGAUGUCGGCAGUGGUGCCAAGAUUUUGUCAGCCGGCCACACUCUCAAUGAUGACCGUUGGCACACCGUUUUCAUCAAACGCAGAAUGCAAACUGUUGAGAUGGCAAUCGAUCAGGACAGACCCGUUACAGACAUAAUUCCUGGUAGCUCUUUCUCACUGGUAACAUCAAGAAUCUAUGUUGGCCGUGUGUCCAUAUCAACAGAUAUCAAUGCCAACCUGCCUGGUCGAGCGAAAGAGCUGGGACUGUCCAGUGUGGAGGCUGGACACAUGGCACAGCAGGACGAGGCAAGCUCUGGCCACCGUUCUGGCUUCAUUGGCUCUAUGCAAACUUUUAUCUUUAAUGGCAAUAAUUUUUUCCAGAUGGCAAAGUCAGACACAGGAGACAACAUAGAAAUUUCUGCUCACCUCAGCUCAGACGAGUACGUUGUACGAGAUCCAGUAACCUUUAAGUCAGUGGAUGCAUACGCCAUCUUACCUCGGUUGCAAGCUCAUGACAAGUUUUCAAUAUCCCUGCAGCUAAAGACAACAGAAAAUGAUGGCUUGAUAUUGUACAAUGGUGGGGCUGGCCAGGAUUUUUUUGCCAUGGAAUUGUACCAGGGAUUUUUUUAUUAUGUCUAUGACAUGGGGGAAGGGCCUCAGCGUGUGAAGGCCAAUGUCAACCAACCUAUAAAUGACAAUAAGUGGCACGAGGUGCGUUUACUACGAGCAGAAACAUACAAACAACUUCUGCGAGUGGAUGACAACACACCAACAAUUGAUGAUCUUUCUGGUGCCAAAAAUAACAAAUUUGACCUGGAUGGUCACUUGUACAUUGGAGGAGUACGGAAGACCAUGUACCCAUCACUUCCGAAACAUAUCUACUCUCAGCAUGGUUUUGUUGGCUGUCUAGGAUCCCUAGAUCUCAAUGGGUAUUUGCCAAAUUUGUUGCGAGAAGCAAGUCCGAUUCAUGAAAGUGUGGGAGAUGGCUGUAGAGGUCCGCUGACCAAAUGUGUGAAUGACUCCUGUGCAAAUCAUGGCCGAUGUGUACAACAGUGGACCUCUUACAAAUGUGACUGUGAUAUGACCUCAUAUACUGGACCAAUGUGCAAAGAUGAGAGUGUGUCUUUCAAGUUUGGACCAGGGCCAGGACUAAUCACCUUUGCUUACCCUGAAGGUCAGGAACCAUCUACAAACUUUGAGAGUUUAGCCUUCGGUUUCCAGUCAUUUCAGGAAACGGCUGUCUUGUUGCGGAUUGACAGCAAAACUUUUGAUGACUUCAUUGAGUUGGAACUGGUCAAUGGUUACAUUUACCUCGUCUACAACAUGGGGACCAUGAACCACCCUCUCGGCAGCCUCUACCAGAAGGUCAAUGAUGGCCGCUACCAUGUGAUCCGUUUCACUAGAGCUGGACCCAAUGCUACACUUCAGAUUGAUUCAGAUAUCCCCCAAACCAAAAAUCCAACAGGUCAACAGAAUCACAUUUUCAACAACCAAGCAUUCAUUCGGAUUGGAGGAAAGAAAGCAAGCAAUGGGACUAUCAUGCAUCAUUUUGAGGGGAUCAUUUCAGGUGAUAAACUGACUAGUAAUGAAAACAUUGCUGAGAUGCAGUCGACACAAAGG